Molecule: messenger RNA, 4976 nt
Organism: Mirounga angustirostris (Northern elephant seal)
Lineage: Eukaryota; Metazoa; Chordata; Mammalia; Carnivora; Phocidae
Gene: DENND1A
Product: DENN domain containing 1A
Exons: 21
Coding region: 122-1864 (580 amino acids)
Biological process (GO): endocytosis; endocytic recycling
Cellular component (GO): clathrin-coated vesicle; cytosol
Molecular function (GO): phosphatidylinositol phosphate binding; guanyl-nucleotide exchange factor activity
Source: RefSeq, a predicted model, not a curated record
UGUAUAGAUAUAUUUUAUAGCUGUGAGAGACAAGGUGGAGUAUGCCUACUGUAUUUUACUUGGAACCAGAACUUCGGAUUUCUUUUUAUUUAUCCUGCUCUGCAUUCAUCGGACUCCUUGAAUGUGUGAAUAUGUAUCUGUUGUCAGUUUUGGAAAAUUUUCAGCUCUUUUCAUACCAAGAACUAAGGUGAAGAUGGGAAUCCAAAAAGGCAGAACCCAGAGACCACGUUUGAAGUCUAUGUUGAAGUGGCCUAUCCUAGGACAGGUGGCACUCUUUCAGGAAGUUCUACAGACUUUGACCAAGUUUUGUUUCCCCUUCUAUGUGGACAGCCUCACAGUUAGCCAAGUUGGCCAGAACUUCACGUUCGUGCUCACUGACAUUGACAGCAAACAGAGAUUCGGGUUCUGCCGCUUAUCUUCAGGAGCGAAGAGCUGCUUCUGUAUCUUAAGCUAUCUUCCCUGGUUCGAAGUAUUUUAUAAGCUGCUUAACAUCUUGGCGGAUUACACGACAAAGGGCCAGGAGAAUCAGUGGAAUGAGCUUCUUGAAACUCUGCACAAACUUCCCAUUCCUGACCCAGGAGUGUCUGUUCAUCUCAGCGUGCAUUCUUAUUUUACUGUGCCUGAUACUAGAGAACUUCCCAGCAUACCCGAGAAUAGAAAUCUGACAGAAUAUUUUGUGGCCGUGGAUGUAAACAACAUGUUACAUCUGUAUGCCAGUAUGCUGUAUGAACGCCGGAUUCUCAUCGUCUGCAGCAAGCUCAGCACUUUGACCGCCUGCAUCCACGGGGCCGCCGCCAUGCUGUACCCCAUGUUCUGGCAGCACGUGUAUAUCCCCGUCCUGCCUCCGCAUCUGCUGGACUACUGCUGUGCUCCCAUGCCCUACCUCAUAGGAAUCCAUUUAAGUUUAAUGGAGAAAGUCAGAAACAUGGCCCUAGAUGAUGUCGUGAUCCUCAACGUGGACACCAACACCCUGGAAACUCCCUUUGAUGACCUCCAGAGCCUCCCAAAUGAUGUGAUCUCUUCCCUGAAGAACCGGCUAAAGAAGGUGUCCACAACUACUGGAGACGGUGUGGCCAGGGCCUUCCUCAAGGCCCAGGCUGCUUUCUUCGGCAGCUACCGAAAUGCUCUGAAAAUUGAGCCGGAGGAGCCAAUCACCUUCUGUGAAGAAGCCUUCGUGUCCCACUAUCGCUCGGGAGCCAUGAGGCAGUUCCUGCAGAAUGCCACCCAGCUUCAGCUCUUCAAACAGUUUAUAGAUGGUAGACUGGACCUUCUCAAUUCUGGCGAAGGUUUCAGUGACGUUUUUGAAGAGGAGAUCAGCAUGGGCGAGUAUGCUGGCAGCGAUAAACUCUACCAUCAGUGGCUCUCCACAGUCCGGAAAGGAAGCGGAGCAAUUCUGAACACUGUAAAAACGAAAGCGAACCCGGCUAUGAAGACUGUCUAUAAAUUUGCAAAAGAUCAUGCAAAAAUGGGAAUAAAAGAGGUGAAAAACCGCUUGAAGCAAAAGGACAUCACCGAGAAUGGCUGUGCCCCCACCAUGGAAGAGCAGCUGCCAAAGACUGUGCCGUCCCCACUGGUAGAGGCCAAGGACCCGAAGCUCCGAGAAGACCGGAGGCCAAUCACAGUCCACUUCGGACAGCCACAAAGACUCCGUCCUCCCACGCGCCCGCCGCCCCCCAAGAUACAGCGCUCGAGGCCCGUGCGCCCUCCCCGUCCGCACGUCGUGAAGAGACCGAAGAGCAACAUCACGGUGGAAGGCCGGAGGACUUCUAUCUCCAGCCCUGAGCACUCCAGCUGGCAAGACCAAGUUCUUGAAACACAGGAAGCAUCCAGCGGAAAAUAUUUUAAUAAAACAGACUCCUCAUAAAAUAUUGUUCUGGGGGGAAAGAAACUAGCUCCACCAAUCUGUCAGCAUUGUGCUGGGAGACAUGAGAAGACAAGCUGGCAGCAGGAGCCAGAUCCUAGUGGGCCUUUGUUGCGGGCUGGUUCCGUGUGGGGCACAUGGACUCCGUGCCUAGCCCUUCAAUCUGGCCUGGAUUUUCUGGACUCACAGAUCUUUGUCUCCGCCGGGAAUAUCAAAGUACAUUGGCAACUUAGAGGGUUUGGCCAGCAGAGAGAGAUGCAAGAUCUUUGAAGUGGAGGGAAGGGUUCCGUCCUCCCGACUUCUCGCCUCAACUCUCACUUCCAAAUAGCACAUUAAAUAAUUAACUUUGUGGGCAGCAAGAUGGAGCUGAUUAACAAUAAGACAGUCUCCACGGCCUCCCACAGCAGCUCAGUGUCUGGAAUUCAUCAAGGCCCAGUAACAUCGGCUGCCAGCUCUGCGGCCGGCCCCUCCGUCGGAUCCAGUUCUUCCUUUCCAGAUAUGUCUCUCUGUCCAUUCAUGCAUCCAUUCAUUCAGCAGAUAGCUUCAAAAACCUACCAGGUGUGAGCGAUUUGGGAUUUUUAAGAGGAGGCCUUUAAAGAGAAUCCCCGAGCUGACUCUUUGGUGACUUGCAUUUUCCUGAAACGAAAUUUCUCGUAUGUCAAACGGCCUUUCCGAAUCAAAGGUGGGUGUCCUCACCCCUUAAAGCCAUCCGAUGACAACUGGAAGAAUACUUCAGAAAGAUUUCUGGGGGAAACAUUCCUUCUGUUUUUCAGCUAACACUAGCUAAUUAAUAUUCAGUGACUAUUUCUCCUCAAGAAGUACUAGCUACUUGCAUUAUUAUUCAGGACGGGCUAAUGGAAUGCCCUGAGGAUUCCCUAGGGUGAGAGCUAAGGCCAGGAGGGAUCAGGCAGCGCGGGCUGUGGGUCGGAGGCCACCCAACAGCAAGUACGGUUGAGCACUUCUUAUGUUCUAGGCCCUCUUCGGCUGGUGUUUGUUUCUCCUUCCACCAAAUGGGAACUUGGGCUCAGCAAAUAUAUGUGACGAAUGUUCCUGGGUCACCCGGUUAGAAGGUGGCAGGGCCAGGCCUCCAGAUGGCUGCUUGAUUUCAUUCUCUCAGCUACACUCUGCUGCCCACGGGGGUCCCUUGUCAGUUUGGCUUUGCCUAGAGAGACGGUUCUGGGUCCUGUGUCCUAAGAUGACUUGCCCCACACGCCGCCCUUCUUCUCUGGUUCCUUGAAGUCGGGAACUGGAGCUGUUCGGUCCUCUUCCUGGCAAAGGAACAGCGUCCCCUGGUGCCUGAGUGUUUCUCCCUGGGGAAGGAAAGACAAGCAACACUGACGGAACAUCCUGUGAGACUGUGAAGGGUAGGUGGUGGCUUUCCUAUCUAACAGGGAAACUGAGGCUCAGAGGGAGACUUUCUGAUAGAACUAGUCCAGGGUCUGAGGGCUAGAAACUGGUAGGAUCAGCUGUCUGACACAGGCCUUACCCCUUCUGUCCCAUCCAGUCUUUUUGUUGCGAACCUAUGCUGAGUGAUGAGGACAGUGGUGGCUGCAGGGGACGUGAUGAGGUUCCCGUCUCCCACCCAUGAAUGGUCAUUUCAGCCACAGUGGGUGUGGUGGGCAGGCCCCAGCUUCUGUUCCCAUCGGCUUGCCAGGUGUAAGAGAAUUUCCCAUUGAAUGUGGUACUUAGCAGGAGCCGACAGCAAACUCUAGAAGGCAGUGCUGUGCCCACCCCUCAGGAUCAUGCCCAGCAUGCAGAUGGAGGCCAAAGGCAGGGCGUCACCUGCUGGUCCCCAGGCGCCCCUCUCCGCCGGUCUGCCUGUCCUUUGUGCCCCCCAGCGGGGGCCGGGCAGUAUCCCUCUCAGAGUCGCGGAGGGUACAGAUGGACGUGGUCAAACAGCCUCCACCUUGUUUAACCUUAAUAGCCCCGAGGGGUGGGGCUGUCUUCUGAGCCUUAAUGGCCAAGAGGCUGGCAGUCAGGAUAGCUCAGAGACGCAACCCAGGGGUCACCAGCUGCAGAGCCUGAACUUGGGACUGCAAACCUCUGUGUCCCCUUCAACAGGUGAGCCCCACAACACUCUCACAGGAGUCCAGACUGGCUGCGGGCUGGUUAUUUGAAGUUUCAUUGUACUAAGUAGAAGUGGUCCAGAUUGAGGCACCAAGGGCCCACAAGCCAUUUCCCGGCUCACCUGGCUGGCCAGAUUUGUACAAAAUUUGCUCUUUACAAACAAUUUCAUUUGUCUGUAAAAAUGACCCAAUAACCUUAUAAUCCGGAAGUUUGGGGAAAGAGACCAGUUCAUUCCGAACCUCACUCCUUAUUAGCAUGUCUGCAGCUUCCCCUCCGGGGUUUGUCCUAUAGAUAAUUUGCAGAGCUGAAGCUUGCUUGCAAUAUUCCUACUUGCGGCCUUGCCCCGUGUCCUUGUAAUUCCUGCUGUUCACAACUGUGGCAGGAUCCCGCUUUGUGUGCAUGCGUGGUCCGCCUCGCCACACCCCUCAUAUUGGAUUUGUAGAUUUUUCUAGGUGUUCACUAACGUGAAAUGCCAGAAUAAAUACCCUUGUCCUUAAAGCUUUUCUCAUUUGAUACCAUCGUAAGGAAUGGAAUGAUGAACAACUACCAUUAGCCAAGAACUGCCUAAGCACUUUGCAUACACCAUUUCCUUGAAUCCUCACAAGAAGUCUCAGGGAGUAGGUAUCAUUAGCUCGAUUUUAUAGAAGUAGCUGAGACCCUGAGAGGUUGUCACUGCUCCGUACCCUCACCCAGUCCCAGAGGCAGAUUUCUCUUCCAUGUUGCUAAGUAACUUGCUAAAAGUAUUGUACCACUUUACACUCCCACCAAAACUCUGGACUCCCUGCGAAUCUGGGUCUGGGGGACACAGAGGAACGUGCAUUAGAAAUCCUUCUGGCCGGGGCGCCUGGGUGGCUCAGUCGUUAAGCGUCUGCCUUCGGCUCAGGUCAUGAUCCCAGGGUCCUGGGAUCGAGCCCCGCAUCGGGCUCCCUGCUCGGCGGGAAGCCUGCUUCUCCCUCUCCCACUCCCCCUGCUUGUGUUCCCUCUCUCGCUGUGUCUCUCUCUGCCAAAUAAAUAAAUAAAAUCUUUAAAAAAAAAAAAAAAAAAGAAA